This is a messenger RNA of Naumovozyma castellii, 1224 nucleotides long. It is a transcript of the gene OM45, whose product is annotated as Om45p. The record is from RefSeq and is a predicted model, not a curated record. NCBI's taxonomy places the organism in Eukaryota, Fungi, Ascomycota, Saccharomycetes, Saccharomycetales, Saccharomycetaceae. The transcript has a single exon. The coding region runs from base 1 to 1224 and encodes 407 amino acids.
AUGUCUUCAAGAAUCGUCAUUGGGACAGCAGCCGGUCUAGCCACUUUACUAAGUUAUUCCCUUUAUAACCGUGAAAAGAAAAGGACCCCCUCUUCUUUGAAUGGAGGUCCUUAUUUAACUCAAGAUGAGUUAUUCAAUUUAAGAACGGGGCAAGGAAUCACUGGGAAAGUGUUACAAAGUUACCAUUUGCCCAACUACCAAGAUAAAUGGAGUUCUAAAUUGAAAGAUGGGAUUUUUGAUGAUUUUGGUGCUCUUUGGAGAGCCCUUCUUUUCCAAAAGAAUCAAAUGGCACAAAUGAAUGGGGAUGUCAUGUUAAGGGACUUGGAAAGAGGGAAGAGAAUGGCUGUGAAGAACUAUAAUGACGCGGUGAGGGUUUAUAAUCAGUAUAUUGAUGAUUAUAAGGAGCACGAUAAGAGCUGGCUUUAUGAUUCUAUUAGGCAUCAGGUGGAAAAGGCUCGUAAUGAGUUAGAUGAUGCUGUAUAUCAAUUUAAACACUUUGGUGAAAAUUUGGAGGAUAGUGAUACGUUAAGUAACACUACGAGUAAGUUUAAGGAAAGCUGGAACAACAUUAAACCCGGUAAGACUGUGGAUCCUGAAGAAGUAGAUAAGAUUGUGGCUAGUCAAAGUGUUUAUGGAUGGGGUGAAAACGCACAAGAAUUUGCUCGUGAAGAAAUGGAAGAGAAUGUGAGAAGACAACAGCAACAAACUGACGCUGCUGCAAAGAAAUUAAAGGCUUUCAAACAAAAUGCUCUUGACAAGGGUUGGUUUUUAUUAAAUAAGGAUAAGGUGGAAGAGGAAGAACAGGUUGCUGAGAAUGCUUUGAAAGGAUUAGAAGGUUGGGGUGAAAAUGCUGCACAAUUUGCUAAAGAUGAAUAUGAAGAUAUUAAAUGGCAACUUGGUACAUCAAAAGAAUCUUUAACUGAUAAAGUUGAUAAGAGUUGGGAGAAAAUGGCUGAUGCUAAGAAGAAAUUAGAUGAAACUCAAGCAAAAUGGUGGGAAUUUGGACAAAAGAAAAACAAUGAAUUGUAUGAAGAGGCCAAGAGACAAUACGAUCUAGCUGAAACCGACUAUCAAAAGGCUAGGAAGAAGUUGAGUGAAUGGAACGAUAAAAUGUGGGAAAAGACAGAUAGUUCCAUUCACACUUUAAAGGAAGGUUCAGAAAAGGCUAAUGAAAAAAUUCAAUCAGGUUUAAGUAAGACUCAAAAUUACAUCAGGGACCAGUAA